Lates calcarifer (barramundi perch) is the source of this 1754-nucleotide messenger RNA. RefSeq lists its product as uncharacterized. NCBI's taxonomy places the organism in Eukaryota, Metazoa, Chordata, Actinopteri, Centropomidae. Bases 811 to 1320 code for a protein of 169 amino acids. The record is from RefSeq and is a predicted model, not a curated record. Gene Ontology annotation, biological process: tissue regeneration; cell adhesion. Gene Ontology annotation, cellular component: membrane. The transcript has 4 exons.
UAAAAACAACAAUAAGAAUAUCAACAUUUUAACAUUCCAGUUUUGUAAGAUUAAUUUUGGAAUUUUAUGCAGAAGUCUGGUAAAUAAAAGACUUAGAUUUUGCUAGCAAAAUAGUUUCACACACAUACUACGUAGAUUUUAUCAGUCACCUGCAUUUUAAGCAUUUGAAAUGUACUAGUGUCUUUAUGUAGCAUGGAGUAUAGUGGCCUCUACUGGAAACCAGAAAAAUAAUAAUAGAAUACAAAAUACAAAAAAAAAAAGAAAUGUUGAAGGUACAAGGCUUAACUUUAAUACAUUUACUUUUGUGAACUUUGUCAGGAUAAUUAUCACAUUAAUAAUAUAAUAUCCAAGUAUUUAGACUUGUAGACAUGGAAACUAAAAACACACGUCCAAAACAAUUCAGCAAUGAAGGAGACCAAGCCUAUUGCUGUAUUAAUGACGUAAGCUAUGAAAAAAAGUGCCUCUAAAACAAAUAUUAUGUCAAAGCAAAAACAUUUUAUGAUGAUUAUGAGUGUUUUUGUAUGGUGUCAGACAAGGAGGAAACAAAUUCAUAUUCACUCUUAGCAAAAAACUGAAACCCUAAAAACAUAAAUAUUAACACAUUGUUUAGAAGUGAGGAGUAAAGUGAGACAUGCUGUAAGUAAAGCACUAGAGAGGGAGGGGUCUUUUUCACUGUCCGUGGAGGAGCUGCCUGACUUGUUAGUCCUGUCUACCUCAGCUUUCACUGUGGCUAGUGCAGCUGUGAACUCAGACUACAUCUCAGCACGCGUCAUUCAUCACAUCGAGCACGGAGUUAUCAAGAAGAGGAGAAUGGACAGAUUGCAUGGAGAGGGUGCAGCUCUGAAUAAAUUGGGCAACAUAGAGGCACUGACAAGCCCUUCUGGAAAAGUAUAUCGCCCUAUCAACAUAAAUCACUAUGCCACUAAGAAGAGUGCAGCUCAGAGCAUGCUGGACGUUGCCUUACUGAUGGCCAACUCAUCCCAGCUGAAGACCGUUCUCUAUGUGGGGCCUCAGUACCGUUUCUACAUCCCCCUCAUUGUCCUGCUGUCUCUGUCCAUCACAUUACAGGUCAUGGUUGGGCUGCUGCUAAUCUUUAUUGCAGUGAAGUACGAUCUGAAUGAUGUGAGGAAACACGCCAAGCUGAACAGGAUGAACAACAUAGCAACAGUCUGUGUCUUCUUCACAGUCCUCAUCAACAUCUUCAUCACAGCACUCGGCUUUGAGGGACAUACUAUCAGGUCAUCAUCACCUGUGAUAGCAGUAUCAGAGCCUCAGCUCUUCCCUCUGCCCGUCGACCUUAAUAUAACGGGUGGCGUUUAGACCAGACCAAAAUAAGACAUCUCCUUGUUCACAUCAUCUUAGCCUUGACAUCUACAGACCUGUCAUGGGACAGCUACCGUUGUGUAACUUCUGUAUAAGCUCCCUGGUCAACUGAUGACUGGUAUGGCCAUAGAUUCACCAGCUGGAACAAACCUUUAAUUCCAGAAUGGAUUUAAUAGGUAUACCAUCACAUUAGUGAUGAGAGACUUUUGCUGAAGAAUCACCAAGUAAAACUUCAUUCUCAGUGAACAUCAACUAAUCUUCAACUCAGGAUCACAGCUGUUAAAUUCAACUGAACCAGACUGACUGCCAAAAAGCCUCAGUUUGAAUGCAUUACCACUACGGUGAGUUGACCUCUGACCUUUGUAGCGUUGAUCUAAUCUGUAUCUAUCAAUUUUUUGCCAAUAUAUAUAUAUAUAUAUAUAUAUAUAUAU